ACUAACUGUAUCUCGGGCGACGUGAAUGAUCUUAUUGAUGGGGAUGUCAUUCAGAAGUAUGGGUUCCCAAUCGUUAAACUUUAUCAUUGGGAAUACAAACAUAAAAGUAAUGAAAAAACACACGACUUGAGUAAGUACAAUGCGUUGUAUGACCUAUCUUUAUCUUGUAGGAACUUCGAGUAUAAUUGGGUAUUACCAACCAAUUUGACUCGACUUGAUAUGUUUGAUCAAAACAUUGUGAAUUUGAGUCAACUUCAGAAUCUACAGAUAUUAAUUACAAAUCAAAUUCCUCAAUGUCAGUUGAAUCAAUUAACUUAUUUUGAAUUGUCCUAUCCAAAAAAAUUUAAUGCAAAAGAAAUCAAUGAUAUUGGAAAUGUCAAAGAGUUUAUUAUCGAGUAUUUUAGAGAAGAGUUGCUUGAUCUGUACGACUUGGAAAUAACUAAUGUUAACAUUAGACAUUUUAAUGGGAAGAAUAUCGUGUUAUCACCCCACAUAGAAUCGCUAAUUGUUUCCAAUAUAAAUAUUGAGCAACUCGUUAUUCCCAAAUCCGUCAAAACUCUAUAUUGUCAUUCUUCAGAAACUUUAAUCUCACUUCAAUUUGAAAAUGGAAUUCAAUUAGAAAGUGUCAUAUUGAAUAGUUGCGAAAACCUUAACAAAUUCACUUUACCUAAAUCAGUUAAGACUCUCAAGUUGGAGUCCGACAUCGAAGCUAAAAUCCUCAACAUCCAAGAAUUGAUUUUAUAA
Molecule: messenger RNA, 744 nt
Organism: Entamoeba invadens IP1
Lineage: Eukaryota; Evosea; Mastigamoebida; Endamoebidae
Exons: 1
Source: RefSeq, a predicted model, not a curated record